Messenger RNA from Benincasa hispida (wax gourd), 2414 nucleotides. Its product is annotated as ENTH/VHS family protein. The record is from RefSeq and is a predicted model, not a curated record. Gene Ontology annotation, molecular function: RNA polymerase II complex binding. Gene Ontology annotation, biological process: mRNA 3'-end processing. NCBI's taxonomy places the organism in Eukaryota, Viridiplantae, Streptophyta, Magnoliopsida, Cucurbitales, Cucurbitaceae.
AAGGUGAGGAAAGGAGGCGCGAGAGAAGACCUGGCGCGCCCAAGUAGCGGCGCCAAAUCCCGACCCGAUUCACAAUCGCCGAGCCAAAAUCAGUUCCAUCCCACUACCACUUUCCAGUUCCCACACCCGUGCGGUGCGGCCCAAACUGUAGCGACCUCGUGUCCAGCCGAAAUUACUCCUAAACUUAACCAUACCGCCCAUCUUAUCUUAGCCCCCCAGGCCACCCCCUGAUUCCAAAUUCCCCGCUUCCUCUUCCUGGGCUUUCUUCUUCUUCUUCACACACUCCCUCACUUCCUCCUUUUCCCUUCUAUUCCCCCUUUCCUCUCUGUUUUCGCUAACCCUUUUACCGUUUCCUGUAAUUCCCCUCCUUUCUUCCAUGGAGAAAGGCCUCCAACCACCUAAUUUUGCCCCCUUUUAGUUGUUUUCUCUCUAACCCACAUUCCCUUUUUCAGAUUGGCCUGCAUAUUCUACGUUAUUUCUGCAAAAAAAUUAUCCAAAUCAAUGGGUGGUACAUUCAAUCCACAAAUUUUGGUAGACAAGCUAGCCAGGCUCAACAACUCACAGGCGAGCAUUGAGACUUUAUCCCACUGGUGUAUAUUUCACAUGAACAAAGCCAAGCAAGUUGUAGAAACAUGGGAUAAGCAGUUUCAUUGUUCUCCACGUGAGCAGAGGUUGGCCUAUCUGUAUCUUGCUAAUGAUAUUUUGCAGAACAGUAGGCGAAAAGGCUCAGAGUUUGUUGGUGAAUUUUGGAAAGUCCUUCCUGAUGCACUUCGUGAUGUAAUUGGGAAUGGAGACGAAUUUGGAAGAAAUGCUGCCCUACGACUGAUUGGCAUUUGGGAAGAGAGAAAAGUUUUUGGAUCUCGAGGACAGAGUCUUAAAGAAGAAAUAAUGGGGAAGCAUUUGGAAACUGGUAGCCGAAAUGGGAAGCCAUUCAGCAGUAAACUGAAACAAUCUGCCAGUGUAUCAUUGGAUAAAAUAGUUUCUGGUUACCAAGUUGUUUAUGGAAAUGAGAUUGAUGAAGAUGCAGUAUUAAGCAAAUGCAGGAAUUCUAUUAGCUAUCUUGAGAAACUGGACAAAGAAAUUGGCACUGAUGUCAAUUCAGGGCAAUACCGUGGAUCUUCAAUUGCAGAUGAUUUGCGGGGACAUCAUACCAUUUUGAGGGACUGCAUCGAACAAUUAACAUCAAUUGAAACAUCAAGGGCAAGCCUCGUGUCUCAUCUGAGAGAGGCUCUUCAAGAACAGGAAUUCAAAUUGGAGCAAGUCCGAAAUCAACUUCAGGCUUCUCAUUCUCAGUCUGAACAAACUCAGAAUCUCUGCCGUCAGUUUUUAAAUGGUGAAAAUGUGCAACCUAUGACUGAGGAGGCAUCAAAAGAUGCUCAGACCUCGAUAGCACCUCACAGCCUUGUACCAAGGGACAGAGAACAAUCGGCGCCAGUAAUGUAUGCAGGCUCAUUACCUUUUCCUACAAAACCUGGACCUAGUGAGGAAGAUCCCCGUAAGUCUGCUGCUGCUGCAGUGGCAGCGAAGCUAACUGCAUCGACAUCCUCGGUUCAGAUGCUCUCUUACGUCCUAUCUUCUCUGGCAUCAGAGGGCGUAAUUGGAAAUCCAAAUAAAGAGUUACCUGGCGAUUAUCCAUCUGAGAAGAGGCCGAAACUUGAGAAUGACCAGUUGCCUUACACAUUGCCUCCCAAUCCUCAGCGACCGCCAGUCUCUUCCUUCCCACAUCCGGAGUCUCUCCAACUCAACACUUCGUCCACCAGUCAACAAUACACUCCUUCUGACCCUCCACCUCCCCCAUCAUCAUCUCCACCGCCCAUGCCUCCGUUACCUCCUGUCGCACAGUUCCCUGUGCCCCAGUUCACACAGAAUGUAGGGUCAGUAAGUAGCAUACCUUACAGCUACAGUAUGACACAAUCACUGCCACCAUUAGCGAUGCCUGGCUAUCCAAAUGUCGGAGCCCCAGUGACGGGGUUGUCUCCUUUCACAAUACCAACAAAUUCUUACCAGAGUUUUCAGGCUCCAGAUGGUAAUUUCUAUAAUCAAUCUUCAUCCAUGCCGAUGGCACCGAUUUCUAGGCAGUAGAGCUAUGCAAUACUAGUGCUACUUGAUCUGUUGUGCUAACAAAUCUUUCAGGAAGUGGUGCAUCCCAUUAAAGGCCCUACGAGGAAAUCUUGCAUCCUUGUAUGCUCCUUAAGUUCUGACGACUUAACUACAUGGAUAUUGCACAUAGUAAUAGUUUGUAAUUUAUCUUCACUUUCCAAUGUAUUAUUUGCUUGGAGUCUCUGACGAUAUUUCACGUAGUUGAAUGGUGUAGUAUGAUAAUUAAUUAUGUUGACUUAAUAGAUUUUUGCACAUAGUAAGAGUUUGUAAUGUAACUUCAUUUAUUAAUGUAAUGCUCCGAGGUUAGAAUAGAA